UGGGGAUGAAUGACUUAAUUGAUCACUAAAAUGAGAACAAAUUAUACUCAGAGUUACGAUUCAUUCUAUCAAAACUCUAUAGAAAAAUAACUUAUAGACACCAACAACUAUUGAUGAGGAGAUUCCGAGAUUAUAUAUAGACUGUUCAACUCUUUUUUAUUCAUUCAUACAUACUAUUCAAAGAAGAAAACAUAAUUGUCUGUAAAAUACGCUCAAAGUUUCUAUCUCUCGAACAACUCUUUUUAGCCUUUCUAGCACGAGCAAUCUUGAAUUACAGUGAAGAAGUCUAUCCUCUACAUUCCAUGGCACCUUGUUUAAUUUGUACAUAUAAAUAUAAAUACCACACUUAAGACAUUCAUGGAGAGAAUGUAUAACUAACGGUUUUGAAUGGUGUUGUAGUUGAGUUUUUGCUGUGAAAUAAUGUUGUAGUUAAAUUUAAUUUAUAUUUGUUACACAUUGGUUUUCCAGUUGUUAUUUUUUUUUUUUAACUAUUUUCCAAUUAAGCAUCAUGUCAACCCCUAAAUUGCUCAACAUAGUUACAAAUUCGAGUGUCUAUUACCCAUCAAUUGCUAUAUUUGUUUGAUUUGGCUUUCAUGUUUCCGAUUUCCCCUCCAUUAUGCACUGACUCUAAUUUUAACCACCAUUCUCACUUCUCACUCUUCAAUCACAAUGUUAAUCUCAUCACCUAAACAACCCUUCCUCCUCGUAACCAUCUUAAUCACCAUCUUGUUAUUGGGCCCAGGCCCAAUCCUCGCUCGCAACGCCCACGUCAUCAAUUUCCGGUCACCGAACCUCUACCCGGAAUCCCUAACGUGGGACCCACGCGCGCAGCACUUCCUCCUCGGAUCCCUCCGCCAGCGCAUCAUCGCCGCCGUCUCCGACGCGGGGGUCGUGGAAACCUUCAUCUCAGACACCGACCUUCCCGCAGACGUCGCCUUCCUCGGCCUCGCCGUCGAUUCCCCGCGAAACCGCCUCCUCGCCGUCGUCCACUCCAGCUAUUCCCUCCCUCCGUUCAACGCCCUCGCCGCCUACGACCUCCGCUCCCGCCGCCGCCUCUUCCUCUCCUCCCUCCCCUCCGAAGAGAUCGACGCCGCCAAUGACGUCGCCGUCGACCACCGCGGCAACGCCUUCGUCACAAACUCCGGCGGAAACUUCAUCUGGAAGGUCACCACUGACGGAUCCGCCUCUAUCUUCUCCACAUCUCCGAUGUACAAGACGGCAACGGAAAUUCCAGCAAACGACAACGACACCGCACCUCACGGUUCCCUAGGACUCAACGGAAUCGCUUACGUCAGCAAAGGUUACCUUUUAGUGGUGCAAUCGAGCACCGGGAAGGUUUUCAAGGUGGACGCGGUGGACGGCACGGCAAGGAAAGUGUUGCUGAACGAGGACCUCGUCGGCGCCGACGACAUCGCGGUGAGGAAGGACGGGGCGGCGGCGGUGGUGUCGCCGUUGAAGGAGUUGUGGUUGGUGAAGAGCAUUGAUAGUUGGGCGGAGGGAACGGUGUACGACAACGUGGAGGUUAAUGUGCGGCGGUUCCCGACGUCGGUGGUGGUCGGAGAUAAGGAGAGGGUGUAUGUGUUGUACGGACACUUGGAUGAAGGGAGAAUGGGGGAUUCCGGAAGAGAGAGUUUUGGGAUUGCUGAGUUAAGAUCUAAAAAAGAGGGUCAAGAUGAGAGCAUUUGGAUCUUUGUGCUCAUUGGUAUUGGCUUAGCUUAUUUUUGCUUUUGGAGGUUUCAGAUGGGUCAACUAGUUAAGAAAAUGGACAAGAUCAAUUGAGUUUCAGUUCUAAAGAAUGUUUUGCUCCCAGUUUUGUAAACAUAUUCAGGUUGGUUGAUUGAUUGACUCGUCCCAGUUUUGCAAUUUUUUUCAGUUCAUUCUAAGUGCAAUUUUGAUUAGAUUGUUGCUUGAUGGACUAAUGGAUGCCUCUAGUAAUACUAAGUGGUAUCGAUUUUGAGUUGAUA
Molecule: messenger RNA, 1964 nt
Organism: Glycine soja
Lineage: Eukaryota; Viridiplantae; Streptophyta; Magnoliopsida; Fabales; Fabaceae
Exons: 1
Coding region: 670-1779 (369 amino acids)
Cellular component (GO): endoplasmic reticulum
Source: RefSeq, a predicted model, not a curated record